CUAGCUAGCUUGGCUAGCAGCCCGCUCGGCUCGGCCUCGGUGGCAUGGAUAUAGAGACUGCUUUCCACACGGUUGGAGAGUUUGGACCGUACCAGAAGCGGGCGGUCACCGUGCUGGUUCUGGCGCAGGUCUACAUGGCCUGCCAGUCCAUGCUGAUCGUUCUGGUCGGAUACACACCAGAGUAUCGGGUCGAGAAGCAGGACGGCGGUCAGUCUGGCCAUCGGGAGCUGCAGCAGCACGUCAUCUUCACAGAGGAUGUGGACUCCAUCGUUACGGAGUGGGUCCUCAUCAGACAGCAGGCCUAUAAGGUCAGCCUGGCCGGGUCGCUGUUCUUCACCGGGCUGCUGGUGGGGAAUGUCGUAUUUGGGCCGCUCUCCGAUCGGAUCGGACGGAGGCCGGUCUACCUGACAGGUCUGUUCUUCGAGGUGAUGUUCGGCUACCUCACCGCCCUGGCGCCCAGCUACGAGGUCUUCGCCGCCUCUCGGCUCCUGGUGGGGCUGAUGAACGGCGGCAUCGGCCUCGUCUGCUUCGUCCUCACCCAGGAGUAUGUGGGGAAGUCCUACUGGGCCAUGACUGGGACGCUGACCAGCAUGAUCUUCGCCGUCGGCAUCGCUCUGUUCGGAGCGCUGGGCUACUUCGUCCGUCCCUGGAGGACUCUGGCCAUGGUGGCCAACUCCUCCGGCGUCCUGUUCUUCCUGCUGUCUGUAAGUCUUCCAGAAUCUCCUCGCUGGCUUUAUUCUCAGGGACAGACGGAGCGAGCAGAAGAGGUUCUGCGCUACAUGGCGGUGAGGAACGGCAGCAACGCCACCAACCUGGUCCUGCAGCGGGUCGGCGCCGCCAAGCCGGGCGGCCCGUUGAGGAGGCGGGGCGGCGUCCUGCAGCUGGCGGUCCAUCCGGUCCUGCGGCUCAGGACCAUGGUGCUCAUGUACGUGUGGUACUGCUGCAGCCUGGUGUAUUACGGCCUCACCCUGGGAGCCAGCGCCACGUCAGGGAGUCGCUUCGUUACCGUGGCCAUGUACGGCCUGGUGGAGCUGCCGGCCUAUCCGCUCUGCAUCUAUUUCAUCAAUAAGAGCUGGGCCGGCAGGAGGAAGAGCAUGUCCAGCUUCCUGUUCCUGGCCGGCUGCGCCUGCCUCUGCACCACGCUCAUCCCCGAGAACUCAGGGUCUCUGCUGAGCAUCACGUCUCUGGCUCUGCUGGGGAAGCUGAUGGUCAGCGCUGCGUUCAACAUCGCCUACGUUUACACCUCAGAGCUCUACCCGACUGUGAUCAGGAACGCCGGGCUGGGAGUGUGCUCCAUGUCCUGCCGAGUCGGAGGAAUCCUGGCGCCGUUUGUUCCCUCCAUGCGCGCGCUCCACGCCUCCAUGCCCUUCACGGUGUUCUGCCUGAGCGGUUUGUCUGCAGGCUGCCUGGGCCUCCUGCUGCCCGAGACCCUGAACAGACCUGCAGCCGACACUCUGGAGGAGCUGAGCGGCCCGAGCAGCAGCCGGGUUCUGGAGAACAAGGCUCUGCUAUUCGAAGAUGACAAACUGAAAUCAAACCCCAAGUGAAGCUCUGGUCUUCGGUCCGGAUGGAGCAGCUGCUUCAGAGCGGUGUACCGUCCCUUUAAGACGGAGAGUCUCCGGGUCGCCGCCUGCAGGGUUCUCCUCGGUUCCUCCUCAGGUUUUUCUCUCCUGGCUUCAGUCCAGAUGUUGCUGCUGCUAGCAGGAAGUGCAGCACAACCUUUACAUUCCUCUGGCCUCCGCUCUGCGUAAAGCCAGGUCAAAGUUCACUGAACCCAGAAGCUGAAGUUCAGCUGGGAAACGUGAUCUGCUGGGAGCAGAGCUUCAAUCUGAACCAGGACCAGGUCGUGGUUCUGGUCCGUUAGAGGAACUUUCUUCACUUUCAGUGAAAGCGAUGAUGUAACACGGUUUAAUGGUGGAUCAAGUGAUGUUUAAUAUUCCAUGAAGCGUUUUAUAUGAGUCAAGCUUCUACUGCCCCCUGGUGGCCAGUGCAGGUCAGGAAGCCGGACUGGACCGGACCGGACCAUAGAUUAUUUUUAGAAGCAGAGAUCAUGUGGAGUCUCUGGCUGCCUCGGUUUCUCAUAAUCACACGCAGAUCUAGAAUCUGACCUGUUUACACACUGAAACGUGUUUCUGAUCUGGGUUUUCACAGCUUUCCUGACUCCAGUUGAUGUUUUUCUACCUGGAAUCAUUUUGAACUGCAGAACAAACUGUGGUUGGUGAUAAUUGUGCCUCUGAUGUUUAGAGCCAGGCGCUGAAAAACACCAAAUAUCACCAAGGAUUUCUGCCUGGUUUCUAACAAAACUAACAUUUACAGCAAGAUAUUGUUUUUCAAUUAAAUUAGGAGUGAAAUCCUCAGCUGGUGUAACUAGUUAUUCCUGAUCAAUAUUAAGAUAUUGAUUCCUGAAAUCAAUCUCCUAUAUCACGUUGGAAAGUCACUUGAAUCAUAUUUCAAGUGAACUAAGAUAUUAACAGAAGAACUAGACAGAAACACUUGGUAAUAUUUUGUAUUUGCUGCGUUCAUGUUUAUCAAACAUCCUGAAAACGACCAAUGAUAGAUUGAUUUACUUCCUGUUUACUUCCUGAUAUUCCAUAAAACGUCAUUUUCCCAGCCAGACAUCAAGCCAACAUCAGGUUUAGGGCUCAAACUCUCUGCGUUUUCCUACUGAUUUAAACUGGAAAUUGGAAUAAAAACCUUUAAUUUUUGAUAAAAGCCUAUAAAGUGGGAUUCCUGGUUCAUGUUUCAGCGUCUCUGAUUCCCCCAGCUGAGAAAGUCUCUGCACUUUAAAUCUGCACGUUUAUGGGACCAACGCUAAAUUUUUAAAUUUAAUUUAAAAGUUAAUUUUGUUGUAAAUUCUGAUAUAUUUUGACAUCCUGAUGUUUUUCCAGUAAGGAUGAAUAAAGUGCUUAAUUAAUCAUAGUUGAUUAUUGAAUCAUGAAGAAAAUCACUGGAGAAGUGAAACCUGUAAAAUGCGUCGUAUUAAUGUUCAUUUUAAUGGUAAUUAAGGAUUUUUAAAGGGAUUAAAACACUACUACAUUCCUGAAAGCCUUUCCUUUACUCUGUAAUUACUGAGAUGAAUAUAAUGUUACUAAAUGGAUGUUUUUGUAUCUUCUGGGAUCUUUGGUUUAACUUUGAGUAAAAAUAUAUAUUUGUUGUU
Poeciliopsis prolifica (blackstripe livebearer) is the source of this 3157-nucleotide messenger RNA. Its product is annotated as solute carrier family 22 member 15-like. The transcript is spliced from 13 exons. Gene Ontology annotation, molecular function: transmembrane transporter activity. The record is from RefSeq and is a predicted model, not a curated record. Gene Ontology annotation, cellular component: membrane. Gene Ontology annotation, biological process: transmembrane transport. Bases 45 to 1547 code for a protein of 500 amino acids. NCBI's taxonomy places the organism in Eukaryota, Metazoa, Chordata, Actinopteri, Cyprinodontiformes, Poeciliidae.